CAUAUGGAAGACGAAAUUGCUACUCGACUUGAAAAACUUGAUGCCCCUUCCCUACACCUGGACAUUGGCAAACCACAGACUUUUCUCUUUGCACUAUAAGAGGCUUCAUGGGCUCUGUGUGAAUUAUACUUGAAGGGACAAAGACUCACCUAAAUAGACAUUUGUUCUACUUCCCAACAAAUAACCACUUUGUGCGACUCAAAGACUUAAAGACUUUCGUCGCAUGGGAGAGCAAGGACUAGAUAUUUAGCAUUCUUUGAUCUACCUGCAUUCUUUCUCCAACCUCCCAAACAUCCUAGGGCUAGGAAAUCGAGCCUAAGAAAAGGCGAGGUAAAACAGCGGGGACAUUGUGUUCCAACUCCUGCCAAAACCCCUGCCACCCGAAACACCAACCAGCGGGCAACAUCAAAGACCAAACACUCCAACCGCCUCCCUCCUCCUCCUUACCCUCCAAAACUAAAGCAGAGACCUAACAGUUGUGGGUGAGAGAGCAGAGAAACAGAAGGAAUACUAACAAACGAACUGCGGGAAAGUGCAAGAGAAAUCGAGGGCAAAGAUUUGAGAUCACGCCUUCGGGACUGCCAUGGUGCGAGGUGGCGGUGCGGCUAUAGCGCCGCCCUGCUGGGGCCUGUGGGCGGUGGGUGCCCUUUCGCUGGCGACCCUGUGUCUGACGGAGGAGGCCAUCCGCUGCCCCGUGUGUUCCGAGGAGCGGCUGGCCAGCUGCCAACUGCCUGAUGGCAGCUGCGAAGAGACGGUGAGGGAGGCGGGCUGCGGCUGCUGCCCCACCUGCGCCCUGGCCAAGGGGGUGCACUGCGGCGUCUACUCGCCCCGCUGCGGCACGGGGCUCCGCUGCUACCCACCGCGGAAUGUGGAGAGGCCCCUCCACUCGCUCAUGCAUGGCCAGGGAGUGUGCACCGACGAGAGGGAUGUGGAAGAGAACUCAGGUGAGACAAGAGGGAAGGAACAGGAUGAGAUCAUCCCUGAGCACCCCAAUAACAGCAACAUCCGCUGCAGUCCCCAGGACAAGCGCUGCAUCCAGAAGACCCUGGCCCGCCACCCUGCCAAAUCCACCAAUCAGAGAAGCAAUAACGCCAGGGAGGACCCAAAGGCUGUUCCUCAGGCUCCAUGUCGUGCUGAGCUGCAGAGAGCGCUGGACCGACUGGUGUCCAACACUCGCACUCACGAGGAUCUCUACAGCAUCCCCAUACCCAACUGUGACAAGAACGGAGACUUCCAUGCCAAGCAGUGCCAGCCAGCACGUGACGGGCAGCGGGGAAAGUGCUGGUGUGUCGACCAGAAGACGGGCAUGAGGCUGCCGGGGCCCCUGGAGCUGCGGGGGGAACUGGACUGCCACCAGCUAAUGACUGCAACCAUGAGAGAGUGAGGAGGGGACCGGCGGGGCCCCUGGGGGGCCAGGGCUAGGGCUUAGGGCCAGCCAAAUUCUACUGGUGCUGUUUAGUUACAACUAUGGAAGGAAAGGACUUAACCCUAAAGCCUCACUUCACGUGAGGCUAACGGUACUUGCUUGAUAUGAAAAAGAUAAAAGGAAACCAUAGAAUUGAGUUAUUUUAUUAUUGUUUGUUUCCGUGUGUGAGUGUAUGUCUGUAUGCAUCUUUUUGAGCACAUGUGUGUUUUACGAUUCGGUGAAGUUGGGAAGAUGCUCUUGCUUUAAAUAACAGGUGGCAAACAACAGGCCCCCGAAUAAAAGUGUUGUAAUCAUUCUU
This is a messenger RNA of Salvelinus namaycush (lake trout), 1724 nucleotides long. Its product is annotated as insulin-like growth factor-binding protein 4. NCBI's taxonomy places the organism in Eukaryota, Metazoa, Chordata, Actinopteri, Salmoniformes, Salmonidae. The record is from RefSeq and is a predicted model, not a curated record. The coding region runs from base 584 to 1384 and encodes 266 amino acids. Gene Ontology annotation, molecular function: insulin-like growth factor II binding; insulin-like growth factor I binding. The transcript is spliced from 4 exons. Gene Ontology annotation, biological process: regulation of insulin-like growth factor receptor signaling pathway. Gene Ontology annotation, cellular component: extracellular region.